AUGGCCACGUACAAAGUCAAGGUGGCCACUGGUACUGAUCUCUUGUCAGGAACGACGGACUCCAUCUCCCUGACCAUCGUGGGGACCCAAGGAGAGAGCCAUAAGCAGCUGCUGAACCACUUUGGGAGAGACUUUGCAACUGGAGCGGUGGAUGAGUAUACUGUCCAGUGCCAGCAGGACCUCGGGGAGCUCAUCAUCAUCCGUCUGCACAAGGAGCGCUACUCCUUCUUUCCCAAGAACUCCUGGUACUGCAACUACGUGCAGAUCUCUGCGCCCAAUGGCCACACCUACCACUUCCCUGCCUACCAGUGGAUGGAUGGCUACGAGACCCUGGCACUCCGGGAGGCUACAGGAAAGACAAGAGCAGACGACAAGCUCCCCAUCCUUCUGGAGCACCGACAGGAGGAGAUCAGAGCCAAGCAGGACUUCUACCACUGGAGGGUCUUCCUUCCCGGCCUGCCCAAUUACGUGCAUAUCCCCAGUUACCGCCCUCCUGUACGGAGAAACCCCAACCGGCCUGAGUGGAAUGGAUAUAUCCCGGGAUUCCCGAUUCUCAUCAACAUUAAGGCCACCAAGUUCCUGAACUCAAAUCUCCGCUACUCCUUCCUGAAGACCGCCUCCUUCUUCAUGCGCCUGGGGCCCAUGGCACUGGGGUUGAAACUCCGCGGUCUGGUGGACUGCGAACGGUCGUGGAAGAGACUGAAGGACAUUAAGAAAGUUUUCCCUUCCAACAAGUCUGUCAUCUCCGAGUACGUGGCCGAGCACUGGGCAGAGGACAGCUUCUUUGGGUACCAGUACCUCAAUGGUAUCAACCCAGGCCUGCUCCGCCGCUGCACGCGGAUCCCAGAUAAGUUCCCCGUCACAGAAGACAUGGUGGCCCCGUUCCUGGGCGAGGGAACGUGCCUGCAAGCCGAGCUGGAGAAGGGGAACAUUUACCUGGCAGACUACCGCAUCUUGGAGGGCAUCCCCACCGUUGAGCUCAACGGCCAGAAGCAGCACCACUGCGCCCCCGUCUGCCUACUGCACUUUGGCCCGGAAGGGAACAUGAUGCCCAUCGCCAUCCAGCUCAGCCAGACCCCAGGGCCCGACUGCCCCAUUUUCCUGCCCAGUGACUCAGAGUGGGACUGGCUGCUGGCUAAGACGUGGGUGCGCUAUGCCGAGUUCUACUGCCACGAGGCCAUCUCCCACCUGCUGGAGACCCACCUCAUCGCUGAGGCCUUCUGCCUGGCCAUGCUGAGGCAGCUACCCAUGUGUCACCCCCUCUACAAGCUCCUUGUCCCCCACACCCGAUACACCAUCCAGAUCAACAGCAUCGGGCGGGCCCUCCUCCUCAAUGAGGGGGGACUCUCUGCCAGGGCCAUGUCCCUGGGCCUGGAGGGCUUUGCUGAGGUGAUGGUGCGGGCUCUGUCAGAGACCACCUAUGACAGUCUCUACCUCCCCAACGACUUUGUGGAGCGUGGGGUUCAGAACCUGCCAGGAUACUAUUACCGUGAUGACUCCUUGGCAGUGUGGGAUGCGCUGGAGAGGUACGUGACAGAGAUCAUCACCUACUAUUACCCAUGUGACGCGGCCGUGGAGGGUGACCUGGAAUUGCAGUCCUGGGUGCGGGAGAUAUUCAAGGAGUGCCUACUAGGGCGUGAAAGCUCAGGUUUUCCCACGUGCUUGCGAACGGUGCCCGAGCUGAUCCGAUAUGUCACCAUUGUCAUCUACACCUGCUCUGCCAAGCACGCAGCUGUCAACACAGGGCAGCUGGAGUUCACCGCCUGGAUGCCUAACUUCCCGUCAUCCAUGCGGAACCCCCCGAUUCGGGCCAAGGGGCUGACCACUCUGGAGACCUUCAUGGACACGUUGCCGGAUGUGAAGACCACGUGCAUCACCCUACUGGUGUUCUGGACACUCAGCCAGGAACCUGACGACAAGCGGCGCCUGGGCCACUUCCCUGACAUCCACUUCGUGGAGGAAGUCCCACGGAGGAGCAUGGAGACCCUCCGCCAGCGCCUGGCCCAGAUCUCGCACAACAUUCGCCAGCGCAACAAGUGCCUCCCCAUCCCCUACUACUACCUGGACCCGGUGCUGAUUGAGAACAGCAUUUCCAUCUAGGACGGCCCUUCCCGCCUCGCCUCUGCCCGCCCUGCGCCCGCCUCUUUUCCAAAAACACCGCUUCAAACGCAA
Equus caballus (horse) is the source of this 2172-nucleotide messenger RNA. It is a transcript of the gene ALOX12B, whose product is annotated as arachidonate 12-lipoxygenase, 12R type. The record is from RefSeq and is a predicted model, not a curated record. Gene Ontology annotation, biological process: lipoxygenase pathway; hepoxilin biosynthetic process; arachidonate metabolic process. Gene Ontology annotation, cellular component: perinuclear region of cytoplasm. NCBI's taxonomy places the organism in Eukaryota, Metazoa, Chordata, Mammalia, Perissodactyla, Equidae. Gene Ontology annotation, molecular function: iron ion binding; arachidonate 12(S)-lipoxygenase activity; protein binding.